AUGCCCAAGACGCCGCACACGCCGCCCAAGGCGCGUCGGAGACGGGCCUCAGACGAGUUCGACAACGAGACGGCCUUCCGGACGAGCGUCGGCGCGCUGCUGAGUGCCAAGGCACGACCGUACACGGUGUCGGGGCGUAUACCAGUGGAUCCUUCUGUGCUCACACUGUUCUUCCGAUCAAGAAGUGGUAUCACGCACUCCGUCGACUUUCCCAUUGAUAUCGAUCACGACUUGCCACCAGCCCUCGACGUUCUCAUCGCAGCAUGUCAACCACAUCCGUCAGGUCGGCCACUUCCGGUCGGGCUCGCGCGUCCACCGGGCAUGGAUGACUAUGCAUACCCGCAAAACGAGUCCCUCUUCUACCCCACUGACCUUCCGCUUACGGCUACGCUCGAGAUUGCCAACCACCCGAUUCUGGAGGCCGUCCGCAAUACUCUAUUCCCCACACUUCCCCUCGGUCACUAUCUGACAGCGAUACGAGACAAGCUCGAGAUAGUAUUGCAAGGGAACACGAUACCCGUGCAGCGGCGGCCAAACGAUGGGCGAGUGGCGACGAUCGUCGUAACCCUGCCUGUGCGCUUCCGCGGAGGAGCCUUGGUCGUGCGCAAUGCGGACGGCGUGGAGGAUAAAUUCUUCGGACGAGGAGGGAAGAGCGGCGAUAUGGAGUGGACAGCGUUCAUGGGCGACUGUGAUCAUGAAGUGGAACUCGUGCAGAAAGGCUGCAGGGUGUCAAUCAGCUACGCAGUGCAGCUGAGGACGUUUGGGCCGGCGUUGAUCCAGCCUAACCCACUGAUCACGCCAAGCGAUCGGUUCUUGGACCUGCUGUCGCCGAUUCUCAACAUGUCUCGAGGUCGCAGGAUCGCGCUCUACCUCACCGGCGACUAUGGAGUCAACCCGGGUGAGGUACUGGCAGAGUCGCUUGUGCCAUAUCUCAAGGGCGGAGACUCCGUUCUGUACCACGCGAUCAAGCUGUACAAACUCGCACCCGAACUGCGGUGGACAGCAGGGGGUUACAUCUGGCCAGUCGACCAGACGGUCGAGUUCUCAGGCGAUGUCGCGGAUAGCCCGAGCGCAUCGCACGUUCGUAUGCCUAUCUCCGUCGUUAACGGGGGGCGUGCUCCUCCUCUCAUGCGAGGUCCGUUUAGCUCGGGGGCGUCCGAGCCUGGCGAGGAAGAGGAGGACGACCUGCGGACACGUGUGGAGAAGAGCGGCGCGAUUCCGGUCUCGGAGACGGAUAUCAUGCUGCUGAACGACAUGAGCGUGGUGGGCCCGAUCUCGAAGGAGCGCGUGCCGUUCGUGCAGGCGGGCGAGAUGGAGAAGCUAGUGGUGAACGUGCUGGUGGUGGUGUUCGUCCCGUGA
Messenger RNA from Fomitopsis serialis, 1359 nucleotides. RefSeq lists its product as uncharacterized. Lineage: Eukaryota; Fungi; Basidiomycota; Agaricomycetes; Polyporales; Fomitopsidaceae. The record is from RefSeq and is a predicted model, not a curated record. The coding region runs from base 1 to 1359 and encodes 452 amino acids. The transcript has 3 exons.